Molecule: messenger RNA, 5504 nt
Organism: Cricetulus griseus (Chinese hamster)
Lineage: Eukaryota; Metazoa; Chordata; Mammalia; Rodentia; Cricetidae
Source: RefSeq, a predicted model, not a curated record
CUCCGCAUUGGAAUGAAACUGCAGAAAAAAACCUGGGAACCCUGGCAGAUGAAGACAAUACAUUGCAACAGAAUAGCAGCAGUAAUAUCAACCACAGCAGUGCAAUGCAGAAAGAAAUCACACUGCCUUCAAGACUGGUAUAUUACAUCAACCAGGACUCAGAAAGCCCUUAUCAUGUUCUUGACACAAAGGCCAGACACCAACAGAAACACAAUAAGGCUGUCCAUCUGGCCCAGGCAAGCUUCCAGAUCGAAGCCUUUGGCUCCAAGUUCAUUCUUGACCUCAUACUGAACAAUGGUUUGCUGUCUUCUGACUACGUGGAGAUUCACUAUGAAAAUGGGAAACCGAUGUACUCUAAGGGUGGAGAGCACUGUUACUACCACGGAAGCAUCAGAGGUGUCAAAGACUCCAGGGUGGCUUUGUCAACAUGCAAUGGACUCCAUGGCAUGUUUGAGGACAACACCUUCAUGUAUAUGAUAGAGCCGCUGGAGCUGAUUCAUGAUGAGAAACUCACAGGCCGACCACACAUAAUCCAGAAAACCUUGGCAGGACAAUAUUCUAAGCAGAUGAAGAAUCUCAGCACAGAUGGCAGUGACCAGUGGCCUUUGCUACCUGAAUUACAGUGGCUGAGAAGAAGGAAGAGAGCAGUAAAUCCAUCACGAGGUGUGUUUGAAGAAAUGAAGUAUUUGGAGCUUAUGAUUGUUAAUGAUCACAAGAUGUAUAAGAAGCACCGCUCUUCUCACGCGCAUACCAAUAACUUCGCAAAGUCUGUGGUCAACCUUGUAGAUUCUAUUUACAAGGAACAGCUCAAUACCAGGGUUGUCCUGGUGGCUGUAGAGACCUGGACCGAGAAGGAUCAAAUUGACAUCACCAUCAACCCUGUGCAGAUGCUGUAUGAAUUCUCCAAGUACCGGCAGCGUAUCAAGCAGCAUGCCGAUGCGGUCCAUCUCAUCUCGCGUGUGACAUUCCAUUAUAAGAGAAGCAGUCUUAGUUACUUUGGAGGUGUGUGUUCUCGCAUCAGAGGGGUCGGUGUAAAUGAGUAUGGUCUUCCAAUGGCAGUGGCACAAGUGUUAUCGCAGAGCCUGGCUCAAAACCUUGGAAUCCAGUGGGAACCUUCUAGUAGGAAGCCAAAAUGUGAAUGCAUAGAGUCCUGGGGCGGCUGCAUCAUGGAGGAAACAGGGGUAUCACACUCCCGAAAGUUCUCAAAGUGCAGCAUCUCCGAGUACAGGGACUUUUUACAGAGGGGUGGCGGGGCCUGCCUUUUCAACAGGCCAACAAAGCUGUUUGAGCCCACAGAAUGUGGAAAUGGAUAUGUAGAGGCCGGGGAGGAAUGUGAUUGUGGUUUCCAUGUGGAAUGCUAUGGAGUUUGCUGUAAGAAAUGCUCUCUCUCCAAUGGGGCCCACUGCAGUGAUGGCCCCUGCUGCAACAACACUUCGUGUCUUUUUCAGUCCCGGGGGUAUGAAUGUCGGGAUGCCGUAAACAGCUGUGAUAUCACUGAAUAUUGCACUGGAGACUCUGGUCAGUGUCCACCAAAUCUCCAUAAACAAGAUGGCUAUGCCUGCAAUCAAAAUCAGGGUCGCUGCUACAAUGGGGAGUGCAAGACAAGGGACAACCAGUGUCAGUACAUCUGGGGAACAAAGGCUGCAGGGUCAGACAAGUUCUGCUAUGAAAAGCUGAACACGGAAGGCACUGAGAAGGGUAACUGUGGCAAGGAUGGAGACCGAUGGAUCCAAUGCAGCAAACAUGACGUGUUCUGUGGAUUUUUACUGUGCACCAAUCUUACUCGAGCACCAAGGAUUGGUCAACUUCAAGGAGAGAUCAUCCCGACGUCCUUCUACCAUCAAGGCCGAGUCAUUGACUGCAGUGGUGCUCACGUAGUUUUAGAUGAUGACACAGAUGUGGGCUACGUAGAAGAUGGGACUCCAUGUGGCCCAUCCAUGAUGUGUUUAGAUCGGAAGUGCCUACAGAUUCAAGCCCUAAAUAUGAGCAGCUGCCCACUUGACUCCAAGGGUAAAGUCUGUUCGGGCCAUGGGGUGUGUAGUAACGAAGCCACCUGCAUCUGUGACUUCACUUGGGCAGGCACGGACUGCAGCAUCAGGGAUCCAGUGCGGAACCCCAAUCCCCCAAAGGACGAAGGACCUAAGGGUCCUAGUGCCACCAAUCUCAUAAUAGGCUCCAUCGCUGGUGCCAUCCUGGUAGCAGCUAUUGUCCUUGGGGGCACAGGCUGGGGAUUUAAAAACGUCAAGAAGAGGAGGUUCGAUCCAACACAGCAAGGCCCCAUCUGAAUCAGCCGCACUGCAGGCAUGCCACCUUGUACUGUUGGGUUCUGGGUAUGACAUGUUUCAACCAUGCUGCCAGAACUCUUAAGUCUAUAAACAAGACCACUGGGUGGUAAUGACCAUGGAGCUCAAAUGUGGGAAUGGGGAUGGGGUACAAGACAACUGCCCCUUUGAAAAUAACUUCAAGUAAACCCUCCUAUCACCUGUCAACAAAGGGGAGGGAGUUAAGGACCAUGUCAUUAAAAAACAAAACUGUUCAGAAUCCUUUAUUUUUUCUUUUUAACAAAAGGAGAAAGGAACAGCAGCAAAGUGCAAUAAAAGAACACAUAGCAAAUGAUUUCCCCCUUAGCCUGCUGACACUUAAUAUCUUCUAAGUGAUUUGGCAUGAUUUUUUCCCCUUUACUAUCAAAGACAAACUCCAGUGGCAUGAAGAUCCAAUUUUGGAAAGGGUAAAAACUGCAUGGCCUAUAUAACACCAAGCUAGCAAGCCGAUCUUCAGCAAAACUUACAGUGGAAUCCUAAGGGGAAGAUGACAGAUGAACACACGGAAGCUGCCUGGGCCUGGAUAAUGCCUCCCUGCUCCAUCCACUCCAUCAUAUUGUAUAGUUCUUUUAUAAAUGUAAAUAUGGAAAUAAGAGAUUUUGACAUGCCAUUUUCACUUGUCUGUACUGAAAUGUUUUCCUUGCAAAGAUCUUCUCUACAUGUUUGUUGCUUAAUCCACGUCCUCCUUUUCCUUCUUUUAUCUCGUUUUUUCCUUCUUUUUCUCUGUCCUCUCUUAUAACAUGUCCAGUGAUUGUUGGACUUGCUUAACAAGGUAGAUGUAGCCCCAGAUGCAGGAAGUUUGGGUACAAAACAAAGCUAGUAUGCUUGAAACAAAAAAUAAAAAGUGGGAGGACAUAAAACAACCCAUAUCAAGAACACAAAAGUUAUGUAAAUGUGAGUAGAUAUGUACUGACGAGUCUAAAAUUUUUGGUGUCAUCCUAAGCACAUGUAUAUAAUGUAAGAAAAUGGAGACCCUUCUCGAAUUAAUCACAAAAGUGCCAAGCUCAUAAUUUUAGUUUUUGGUUUAGCCAGUUCUCUUUCCCUAUCUUAAAUGUGAAAGGAGGAGAAACUUAAAGCCUUAAAUAAAAAUUAGUAAUUUUUAAAUGUUGAAAGCUUGGAGAAAAGUUAAGCUUUCCAUUCUGUUCCUUUGUAUUUUUGUCAACUUUCAUUUAUGCUUCAUCUUUCUGCCUCAGAAUCUGUGUGACAGAAUGCCAGUGUGGUGGGGCAGAUAGCAGGUAACCUUCUGUUCAUUUCGGCCUGUCAUUUGGCAUGGUGAUUUCCAGAGCUCGCUUGCCCCUCGGUGUUUUUCUGGCCCAUGGACUUUGGUGGACUGUGAUGGGAUUCCACUACAUUGGAGCCCACUCUCUUCUUUUUCCUCCAGUAGCUGGGGAGAGAGAUUCUUGGCCUUCCCAAGACUCUCUGAGUUUCCCUCAUCUUCACCCAUCCCUUCUUUAAUGUAUUGCUAGGAUAGCUUCCAUUAAAGUGUUAGGGGAACAAGUUACUGAAGAAAUUCCCGACUAGCUUUGUUUUAGAUGUUUGGGCUUGUACACGGUGGCUUCAUCUAGAAUCAGACCCCUAAGAGGCCCUACUUUUCACUGUCCCUCUUUCAGGAAGAAGACAUCCAGUUCAACUAUGCAUUUCUUCCUGGUAUUGGGUUACUUUCUACAUUUGGCUCUAAACCCUUUCCAGUAAGACUCAUGCAGUAAGUUUUACAACAUUUUUCUUGACUAGUAGGGAGGAUUUCCUGAAAAUGGACUGCUUAAAACUGGAGUUUCCCCUCCCCCCAAGAUAUCUUUAGUUACUGAAGUUUCACACGCAUAGAGCAGACAUCUUGAUUGCUAUAUACUACCCCAGACCAUAACCUAACAUCUUAAUCCCUCGGAUGGCUUUCUGAGAAACAGGUGCUAUGCAGGUAUGCAGUCUUUUGCUUGAACUUGCUGUUUGCUUAUAUAGUGAUAACAGGGCUAUCUAUAAGGUUUAUUGGCCUUAUUCCUGGUUUUAUAAGACACAGGUUGUACCCUUUUACUGAAUGGCAGUGGCUUAGCUUGGAGGAAGUUUGGAGGAAACUCAGAUGACUUGGUAUCUCUCCCUGUUGUUGCAUUGCUUAGGGGUCCACUUCACUAUGAGAUACCAAGCAGCUGCCAACCACACCGUACUCAUUUCCCUACUAUUUUCAAGGCACCGUGGUGACUUUAUUCAACCCAAAACCAUGCCAGUUACAAAAUAGAUCUCUAUUGUUAACUUUUGAGCAUUUCACAAACAACAUUGUAAAUGUGCGAUGUUAUGUUUUAAAUCAGACCACAGUGGUCCCCAAAUAUUAUGUACAUACGACAAAUGUCAGUGUAACUUUUUGUUACACUGUCAGUUUCAUAGGUAACCAAACCUAUGCUCCAAUGUUAAAUUAUCUGUGUGUAUGUGUAAAAUGCAGAAGCUUUAAACUAUGCGUGUAUGGACAUGAAGGGUAGUGCAAUCAUACUGUACACAAUGGGUUCGAAUCAUUUUCAGUGGCAUUAGGUUAUGUGGUUUCAGCCUCUUUGCUUCAUUUUUUCUUGCACAUGCCAUUCAUUUGCUUAUUUUGUGAUGUGAAUACUUUUUCUUAUUAAUUUGAAUUCAAAGCACAAGCCCACCAUUGUUUAAUAUUACCCAACAAGAGUGUUAAGUGAUGACCAAGUUCCCGUUUCACUUGCUAUCCUUUUGCUGCGAUAAUUAAUGACGCUUGGAUGGGGAGGUGUGCGCUAACUUUGUUGCUCACCUGGGGUAGUGCAUGAGCCCUCUGAAUUAGAGCUACUCCUCCCAGCUAAGUGAGCAGUACACAUAGGUGCAUGAUUGAAACAUGAAUCACAUUAGAGCUGUGGCGUUUUUGCCAAGUGAUGUGCUUUCUUUUGUUUUUCCUAUACAAAGACAGGAAAUGCACAAAACGUUUCGAAGAUAUUUCAGAAGAACUUUACAACAAUACUUGAAUUCUUUCUUUAAUCAUCCCAUCCCAUUUUAAAGUCGUUGAUGAUGCUUCCAUUGUUAAUUUUAUUUUUCCCCUUCAACUUUAAUGGUUUAUAAAACGUACAACCUGAACUUUUGUUUGAUAAAUUCCAAUCCUGUUGGCUGCCUGUGAAUGGAGAGUCCGUCAUCCUUAUAUGCAUCUUUUAGUUGAGUGUGCAUUAAAACUUUUAUUAAUGUAGGAUGUUG